Saccoglossus kowalevskii is the source of this 934-nucleotide messenger RNA. RefSeq names its product E3 ubiquitin-protein ligase RMND5A-like. The record is from RefSeq and is a predicted model, not a curated record. Gene Ontology annotation, molecular function: ubiquitin protein ligase activity. Lineage: Eukaryota; Metazoa; Hemichordata; Enteropneusta; Harrimaniidae. Gene Ontology annotation, cellular component: cytoplasm; nucleus; GID complex. Gene Ontology annotation, biological process: proteasome-mediated ubiquitin-dependent protein catabolic process.
AUAUUCCAAAAUGGAUGCGUGCGUUAGUGUUGAACGCGAAGUGGAUAAAGUAUUUGCGAAAUUUCACCAGAUCGGUGCUCAUAGUCAGCGAACCCUUGGUGACCUCAUACACCAUGUAGAGGAAAUAAGGAAUGAACUAAAAGAAGUUUCUGCCGAUAGUGAAACCAGUGCCGCCCAGUCGUUAAUUCUCACUCGGUGUUUACAGAAGGUUAAAGACAGCGUUACGUGUAUAGGAACAAACCAUAAAGAUCUGCAUAGCAGUGUUUCCAAAGUUGGUAAAGCCAUCGACAGGAACUUCAUGCCAGACAUCAACGCCCUUGGUCAGGAGUCAAAAUUUGAAACACCAGAGAAGAUCCACUUGAUAAAUGAAGUCGUCUGCGAACAUUUCUUCAGAAAAGGAAUGCUCGAUAUUGCAGAACAGCUCAUACAUGAUGCUGGUUUACAAGUAGAUGGCACAAACAAAGAACCAUUCAUAGAAAUCAAUAAAAUAUUAGAAGCUCUCAAACGAAGGAAUUUACUACCAGCAUUGCAAUGGGCACAACUACAUAGACAGCAAUUGCAAUCACAGAACAGUUCGUUAGAGUUUAAAUUACAUCGACUACAGUUUAUAGAAUUACUGCGGAGUAAUACAGCAAACCAACAGGAGAUAUUACUAUAUGCCAGAAACUUUGCCAUCUUUGCCGACGCGCAUGCCAAAGACAAUGUGGAUACAAAUAUGAGCCAGAAAUGCUUGCAAAAUAGAAGACAAGGUACAUUAGCGAGGAGAAAGUCAACAACACAUGGUGCGUGUCUGCAUCUUAAAGGCAGUGUGACAAUAGAAGAGGAAUUUCCACUUAACACUAAAAUGAGAAAAAGAAAAACUCUCAUACCAGUUAUUUAUCUGGGAAUAGCAUCCUUGUGCCAGGAAGAAGUAGAAAACUGGAAUAGCAAUUGA